Messenger RNA from Encephalitozoon romaleae SJ-2008, 492 nucleotides. Its product is annotated as 60S ribosomal protein L13. Bases 1 to 492 code for a protein of 163 amino acids. The transcript has a single exon. Gene Ontology annotation, cellular component: ribosome; cytosolic large ribosomal subunit. Gene Ontology annotation, molecular function: RNA binding; structural constituent of ribosome. The record is from RefSeq and is a predicted model, not a curated record. Gene Ontology annotation, biological process: translation. Lineage: Eukaryota; Fungi; Microsporidia; Unikaryonidae.
AUGAAAGGGAACCACGCACUACCAAACAAUCACUUCCGCAAGACCUCUUUGAAGAUAAAGGUUCACCACGAUCCCGAAACAAAGCUUAGGAUAAUGGAGGAGAAGAAGCUCCGAAAGGCCAAGUCGAUGUUCCCAAUUCCUUUGAAGAAGCUUAGACCUAUAAUUCGCUGCCCUUCAAUCAAGUACAACCGGAAUGAGAGACUUGGAAGAGGCUUUACGCCUGCUGAAUGUGAGAAGGCUGGGCUUGAUUAUAGGCAUGCCAGACGUCUUGGAAUAGCUGUCGAUCUGAGAAGACGAGACACUAACCAGGAAACCCUUGAAAAGAAUGCUGACCGUAUCAAGACCUACUUAAGUAAGAUCACCAUAUAUGAAAGUGUCAAGGAAGCAAAGGAAAAGGGUGCCAAGCCAUACGCAAAGGAGAUUAUGCCUCUCGUUAAACCCAAGCCUGUUGUUGGAUCUAUUUCAAGGGAGGAGCUUGCUUCUUAUGAAUAA